AUGACAGUUCGUGAAGUAUAUCCUGAAGAGAAGAUCUCUUCUUCUUCCCUUUUACAUAGAAGUUUGAAUGAUUCUCCGCAUUUGGUCGAGAAGGCCAUUGGAUCUUAUCUAUACUUACAGAAUGGGACCAAGAUCCUCGACUCUUGUGGUGGUGCUGCCGUUAUAUCGGUUGGGCAUCUGAACCAAACGGUGAUAGACCGAAUGGCCGACCAAUUGAGGUGUUUAACCUACGUUCAUACGCUCGAAUAUACUAGCUCACCAUCGGAAAUAUUAGCAGAAAAGCUUUUGGAAAACUAUCAUGAUCAGAUUGGUAAAGUUUUUUUCGCAACCUCUGGUAGUGAAGCUAGUGAAGGUGCUUAUAAGUUGGCUAUCCAAUAUUUUUUUGAACGUGGAUUGACUACAAAGACCAAAUUUAUUUCUCGUAAUCAGUCUUAUCAUGGUAAUUGCUUAGCUGGAUUAUCACUUUCGGGCCAUAAGGGCAGAAGAGCACCUUAUGAACAUAUUUUAAACUCGGAUUUCCAUAAAAUAAGUGAUACUAAUGAAUAUAGAGGUAAAUUAAAACAUGAGUCAACUGAUGAUUACGUUAAAAGAUUGGUUGAUGAAUUAGAAUCUAAAAUCUUGGAAAUCGGACCGGAAAACGUUGCUGGGUUCUUUGCGGAAACUAUAGUUGGUGCUACCGCUGGUUGUGUUUUACCUCCAAAAAAUUAUUUUAAAGGUAUAAGACAAAUUUGUGAUAAAUAUGAUGUACUUUUAAUUCUUGAUGAAGUUAUGUGUGGUUCAGGAAGGACAGGAACGUUUUUCGCUUGGGAACAAGAAGAUAUUGUUCCUGAUAUAACAUGUUCUGGUAAAGCACUUAGCAGUGGAUACGCUCCUUUAUCGGCUAUUUUCAUUGGUCAUAAAAUUAUAAAAACUUUAAGUAAUGGAUCUUCCGCAUUUAAUAAUGGCCAUACUUAUCAAUCAUUCCCUCUAUCAUGUGCUGCUGCAAACGUUGUUCAAGAUAUCAUUUCAGAAAAUAACUUAUUACAAAAUGUUAAAAAUCAGGGUAAUUAUCUAGGUGAAUGCCUUUCCAGAAAGCUCCAAAAUUUGAAAUCUGUUGGUAAUAUUAGAGGUAGAGGUUUAUUUUGGGCAAUUGAAUUUGUCAAAGAUAAAUUGUCCAAGGAACCGUUUGAUCCUUCCGUGAAAUACGGUUAUCGGGUUCAAAAAACUGCUUGGAGUAACGGUUUAGCCGUUUAUCCUGGAUCCGGUACUAUUGAUGGACACUAUGGUGAUCAUAUUUUAAUAGCCCCUUCUUUUGACGUAUCUGAAGAUCUCAUUGAAACAAUUACUAAUAUUAUUGCUCAGUCUAUUCAAGAUUGUGAAAAUAAGUACCUCCAUAGUUAG
This is a messenger RNA of Hyphopichia burtonii NRRL Y-1933, 1380 nucleotides long. It is a transcript of the gene BIO32, whose product is annotated as Bio32p. The transcript has a single exon. The record is from RefSeq and is a predicted model, not a curated record. Lineage: Eukaryota; Fungi; Ascomycota; Pichiomycetes; Serinales; Debaryomycetaceae. Gene Ontology annotation, molecular function: pyridoxal phosphate binding; transaminase activity. The coding region runs from base 1 to 1380 and encodes 459 amino acids. Gene Ontology annotation, cellular component: cytosol.